AAUAUCCACAGACAUCAACUUCCAAGAAAUUCUUCAGAAUUAAUAUGGAUGAUGGUAAUCACUCGGACACUUCUAACACAAACGUUUCUGAUAAUGAAGAUUCAGUUAAACAGACAUCUGGUGCUAAGAAACCAUUCUCUUAUGAUAAAAAACCUUCGUCCUGUAAAGGAAAGUCGUCAAAGAGAAAUUUUAAUUGUGAAAUAUGUGAAAAGACUUUUGUGAAUUCCAGUAAUUUAAAAAACCACAAAAGAUUACAUACUGGGGAAAAACCAUUUCAGUGUGAGAUUUGCGGAAAAUCAUUGAAUCAGAAAUACCACCUGAUUCUCCACAGGCGUAGUCACACUGGAGAAACGCCUUAUCACUGUGAUAUAUGUGGAAAAUCUUUUAUUGAUAAUUGCUAUUUAAGAAGUCACAAACGGACACAUACCGGGGAAAAUACUUUUGACUGUCAAAUAUGUGGAAAAUCUUUUCCGCAUAAUUCUCGGCUUGUUGUUCAUGUACGAAGCCACACGGGAGAAAAACCCUUCCACUGUGAAACGUGUGGAAAAUCAUUCACUACCAAUUCUCGUCUUAGAGUUCACAAAAGAAUUCAUACUGAAGGAAAACCAUAUCAUUGUAAUAUUUGUGGGAAAUCUUUCUCGUUAAAUAUAUAUCUUGUGGGUCAUAAAAAGAUUCAUACAGGAGAAGAACCGUUCCAUUGUGAAAUCUGUGGAAAAUCCUUUUUCGAUAAAUCAAAUCUUGUUAGUCACAAAAGGGUACACACUGGUGAAAAACCAUCCAAUUGUGAUAUUUGUGGAAAAUAUUUUUACUCCAGCAGUAAUUUAACAAGACACAAGUUACUACAUACGGGGAAAAAACCAUUCUGCUGUGAAAUAUGUGGAAAAACUUACGUGAAUAACAGUGAUUUAAGAAGACACAGGCGGAAACAUGAUGGAGAAAAAACAUUCCACUGUGAAAUUUGCGGAAAAUCUUUCUUUGAUAAUUCCGAUCUUAUUGUUCAUAUUCGUAGUCACACUGGAGAAAGGCCGUAUCAUUGUGACAUUUGUGAGAAAACAUUUACCUAUAAAAGUUACUUGAAUAAACACAAACUAACCCACACAGGAGAGAAGGCUUUAAAUUGUGAAACGUUUGCAAAUGUGAAGUUGUAGAAUACCUCAACAUAAAACAGGUUGAAUAUUUUGGCCAGAUGUAACCGGUUUAAAUGC
Messenger RNA from Octopus sinensis (East Asian common octopus), 1205 nucleotides. RefSeq names its product zinc finger protein 525-like. Gene Ontology annotation, cellular component: nucleus. The record is from RefSeq and is a predicted model, not a curated record. Gene Ontology annotation, biological process: regulation of transcription by RNA polymerase II. Gene Ontology annotation, molecular function: DNA-binding transcription activator activity, RNA polymerase II-specific; RNA polymerase II cis-regulatory region sequence-specific DNA binding. NCBI's taxonomy places the organism in Eukaryota, Metazoa, Mollusca, Cephalopoda, Octopoda, Octopodidae. The coding region runs from base 45 to 1148 and encodes 367 amino acids. The transcript has a single exon.